AUGAAGACUAUCGCGAUUUUCGGAACAAUUUCUCAAGCAGCCCUUGUGCGAAACUAUGCUCAUUACGACGAUGAGACCUGGAGAGCACCCAUCUACGAGAGCUUCCUGCCCGACCCCUGGUCUGACAAACCCUGCUACGACUACAUCCAUUCCGUCCACCCAUCAAAAUGGCUGAACGACGGACUCUUCCUUCCCGAUUGCACCGCUGAUGGUCUCUACCACCCUACUCAAUGCAACUUCCAGAACCAUCGCUGCUGGUGCGUCGAACCCGACGGUCAAAAAAUCGCGAAUUCCGAGAUUCCCCUCUGGCGGGUUAUUCGCGAGCCGGAAACGGCAAAAUGCAUCCAUCGCUUCAGGGAAUUCCUGAACGGAAAGGGUCGUUUCCCAGUGAACAACAUCAUCGAAAAAUCAACAACGACAACCGAAGAGCCAGCAACUUCAACUUUCAAUCCCAAGUGGGCCGAAACGACUUAUUCGGUGCAGACAGAAGCUACUACUGCUCUGACAGAUUCAUUUACAUCUACUGAAGCUGCCACAAUUAUUAUGGAGGACUCCGAUCCCGUAACUACUCCUGCCGAAUCAACCACAUUUUCAAACACCGCUGUUCCGUCGCUCCCAACCACCACUGAAGAAUUCCUCCAGAUCGAGCUCUUCCCAAUUCUGAACCUUGAAUCUUCGGAGACUGAAGAUAGCCAGCUCGUGACUCUGACUGGCCCUGGAAUCUUCGCAGCGCCGAAAGAAGAGGAUUUUGUCAAAUUCUCGAGCUCCAACUUUGCCGUCGCGAUGAUGAAAGCACCUGAGGAGGAGAUUCUCCUGAUCGAAGAAGGAUCUGGCGCGACUGAGGUUCAUCUCGAAGGCUCUGGAGAAUAA
Messenger RNA from Oikopleura dioica, 870 nucleotides. NCBI's taxonomy places the organism in Eukaryota, Metazoa, Chordata, Appendicularia, Copelata, Oikopleuridae. The record is from the annotation of a GenBank genome assembly.